CCGCGCCGCGCCGCGCCGGGGCUGGCGGUCUCUGCAGCGGGAGGAGGAGGAAGAGGAGGAAGGAUCCAGGGUGUCUGCGGAGCGCAGGGGGCUGAGGACCACCCGCCUCCCUCUGCGCGGGCGCCUUUGUGUCCCCCAGCCCCGGCGGAGCGAGGGGCCGCGGGCAGGGGAGCGGAUGCGAAGAGCGGCUGGUGCUGGAGGGGAGAGAGAGAAAGGGGGAUGGUGGAAGAUUUCUCUUCUUUUUUAUUUUUUUUUUUUUUGGUGGUCUUUUCGGCAGCGGCUGUUCUUCCCCAGCAGCAGCAGCAGCAGCGGCGGCGGCGGCAGCAGCGGCAGCAGCAGCACAGGCAAUGACUCUGCCGCAUCCGAAUCGCCUGGCCGGUGGCGCCGGCUCCGGAGACAUCACCUUGCUCUGAAGUUGCCCACCUGGAGGAGGUAAAUCGGAGCGGGGCUUUCGUCCAGAGGGGUCGGCGACGGCGAGGAAGAGGAGGGAGUGAUCUCCUCCCCCAUCCCCACACACUCUCGUCCUCCAGGAGGAAGCUUGUGUAGCAGAAGAACACGGCAAAAAAGGAAAGACUUUUACUUCUUUCUAUUUUUUCUUUUUAAUUUUUCUUUGCUUGAGGGACGUCCGUGCUUCUCGUCCGGCCCCCUUUUCCUCCUGGCUGGGGGCUUUGGUACUGUGGCCAGGUCUGCUUCCUUCUCCCACCUCUGGUUUUAAUGGCUGGAUUGUGGCAGCAGCUCCCUGCUGCAGGUUGUUGAGGAUCUGAUGGGGACUCGCAUCUCAGGAGCCGGAGGUGACUAAAGAAAUGCUGAAUACAGUACUCUGCAAAAAAUAACGUGUGGAUUUCUCAAACCUGAAGAACAAGAAAAGGUCUCAGACUCUGGAUACUGGCUGUGGGAUUUUUUUUUUUAAUUAUUAUUAUUAUUAUUGAUUUUUUUUGUCCCUCUUUUUGGAUGUGAAUUGAAGGCCAACAACAGUGAAGUGUUGGAAGCAAGUGCAGGAGGACGCUCACCUUUUUAUUUGAACCCUUGUUUGCUGGGAUACUUUCAAGCUCUCCUUCACAGUCAUGUGGUCAUCACAGCUGCUGUUCUUCACGAUGCUCUUAACACCGUUUGCCCAUGCUUUCAGCCGUGCCCCAGUGCCCAUGGCUGUGGUCCGAAGGGAGCUGUCCUGCGAGAGUUACCCCAUCGAGCUGCGCUGCCCGGGAACAGAUGUUAUCAUGAUCGAAAGUGCCAACUACGGCAGGACCGAUGAUAAAAUCUGUGACUCUGAUCCUGCUCAGAUGGAGAAUAUCCGCUGUUAUCUGCCAGAUGCCUAUAAGAUUAUGACUCAAAGAUGCAGUAAUCGGACCCAGUGUGCGGUUGUUGCCGGCCCUGAUGUGUUUCCAGACCCGUGCCCCGGGACGUACAAGUACCUGGAAGUGCAGUAUGAGUGUGUCCCUUACAUUUUUCUUUGCCCUGGACUGCUGAAAGGAGUUUACCAGAGCGAACACUUAUUCGAGUCUGACCACCAGUCGGGCGCCUGGUGCAAGGACCCUCUGCAGGCCUCUGACAAGAUCUACUACAUGCCCUGGACGCCGUACCGGACAGACACACUGACGGAAUACUCCUCCAAGGACGACUUCAUCGCCGGGAGGCCGACCACCACCUACAAGCUCCCGCACCGGGUGGACGGCACGGGGUUCGUGGUGUACGACGGGGCUUUGUUCUUCAACAAGGAGCGGACCAGGAACAUCGUCAAGUUCGACCUGCGGACCAGGAUAAAGAGCGGGGAGGCGAUCAUCGCCAACGCCAACUACCACGACACCUCUCCCUACCGCUGGGGAGGCAAGUCCGACAUAGACCUGGCCGUGGACGAGAAUGGGCUCUGGGUAAUCUAUGCAACAGAACAGAAUAAUGGCAAAAUUGUCAUUAGCCAGUUGAACCCUUACACGUUAAGGAUCGAAGGGACGUGGGAUACUGCCUAUGACAAGAGGUCAGCCUCUAAUGCCUUCAUGAUCUGUGGGAUUUUAUAUGUGGUGAAGUCUGUGUACGAAGAUGAUGACAAUGAAGCCACAGGGAAUAAAAUAGACUACAUAUAUAACACUGACCAAAGCAAGGAUAGCAUGGUGGAUGUGCCCUUCCCAAACUCCUACCAGUACAUUGCUGCUGUGGAUUAUAAUCCCCGGGACAACCUCCUGUACGUAUGGAACAACUAUCACGUUGUGAAAUACUCCUUGGAUUUUGGCCCGCUGGACAGCAGAGCAGGGCAGGCUCACCACGGGCAGGUUUCCUACAUUGCCCCACCGAUCCACCUGGAUUCGGAUCUGGAGAGACCACCAUCCAAGGGGGUAUCCACCUCGGGGGCUCUGGGCCCGGGGAGCACCACGGCCAGCACCACGCCGCGGGCGGCCACCAGCACCACGGGCCGCACCACCACCACCUCGGCCUCGGGCAGGAGGAACAGGAGCACCAGCACGCCGUCCCCCAUGGCCGAUGUCCCCGAGGAAAUGACCACGCACCUGCCACCCGCCUCCUCCCAGCUGCCGCCCGCCGGGGCGGAGAGCUGCGACCCCGUGGAAGCCCGCGACAUCAUGUGGUCCCGCACUCGGCAGGGCCAGCUGGCAAAGCAGCCCUGUCCCUUGGGCUCCAUAGGUGUUGCAACUUUCCGGUGUCUCUCACCUGACGGUAUCUGGGAACCCCAAGGACCUGAUCUUAGCAACUGCUCUUCACCCUGGAUCAACCACAUCACUCAAAAGAUGAGGUCGGGGGAGAUGGCUGCCAACAUUGCGCGGGAGCUGGCGGAGCACACCAGGAGCCACCUGUACGCCGGGGACAUCGCCUACUCCGUGUCUGCCAUGGUGCAGCUCGUCAACCUGCUGGACGUGCAGCUCCGGAACCUGACUCCCGGCGGGAAGGACAGCGCCGCGCGCAGCCUAAACAAGGCCAUGGUGGAGACGGUGAACAACCUCCUGCAGCCGCAGGCUCUGAACGCAUGGAGGGACCUGAACGCGAGCGAGCAGCAGCGCGCGGCCACCAAGCUGCUGGACACGGUGGAGGACAGUGCCUUCGUGCUGGCUGACAACCUGCUGAAGACAGACAUCGUCCGGGAGAACACCGACAACAUCCAGCUGGAAGUUGCGAGACUAAGCACAGAUGGGAAUCUGGAAGAUCUGAAGUUUCCCCAGAACAUGGGCCAUGGAAGCGCCAUUCAGCUGUCAGCAAAUACCUUGAAGCAAAAUGGUCGAAAUGGUGAGAUCAGGGUGGCUUUUGUGCUGUACAACAACCUGGGCACCUAUCUCUCCACGGAGAAUGCCAGCAUGAAGCUGGGAACAGAGGCAAUGUCGACCAAUCACUCCGUCAUUGUCAACUCCCCUGUCAUCACGGCAGCAAUAAAUAAAGAGUUCAGCAAUAAGGUUUACCUGGCUGAUCCUGUGGUGUUUACUGUCAAGCACAUCAAGCAGUCAGAAGAAAAUUUUAACCCAAACUGUUCAUUCUGGAGCUACACGAAGCGUACGAUGACAGGGUAUUGGUCCACCCAGGGCUGUCGCCUCCUGACAACUAACAAGACACACACCACGUGCUCCUGCAACCACCUCACCAACUUUGCAGUCCUGAUGGCACAUGUGGAAGUUAAGCACAGCGAUGCCGUCCACGACCUGCUCCUGGACUUCAUCACAUGGGUUGGCAUCCUGCUUUCACUUGUCUGCCUCCUGAUCUGCAUCUUCACCUUCUGCUUCUUCCGUGGGCUGCAGAGUGACCGCAACACGAUUCACAAGAACUUGUGCAUCAGCCUCUUCGUGGCAGAGCUCCUCUUCCUCAUCGGCAUCAACCGGACUGACCAGCCGAUUGCCUGCGCCGUCUUUGCUGCCCUCCUGCACUUCUUCUUCCUGGCAGCUUUCACCUGGAUGUUCCUGGAGGGUGUGCAGCUGUACAUCAUGCUGGUGGAGGUUUUUGAGAGCGAGCACUCCCGGAGGAAGUAUUUCUACUUGGUGGGGUAUGGCAUGCCUGCGCUGAUUGUGGCCGUGUCGGCAGCCGUGGACUACCGGAGCUACGGCACGGACAAAGUAUGUUGGCUCCGACUUGACACCUACUUCAUUUGGAGCUUUAUAGGACCAGCGACCUUGAUAAUUAUGCUUAAUGUCAUCUUCCUUGGGAUUGCUCUCUAUAAAAUGUUUCAUCAUACUGCCAUACUGAAACCUGAAUCUGGAUGUCUUGACAAUAUCAAGUCCUGGGUUAUAGGUGCAAUAGCCCUGCUCUGCCUAUUAGGACUGACCUGGGCAUUCGGACUCAUGUAUAUUAAUGAAAGCACAGUCAUCAUGGCGUAUCUCUUCACCAUAUUCAAUUCUCUGCAGGGAAUGUUUAUAUUCAUUUUCCAUUGUGUCCUCCAGAAAAAGGUACGUAAAGAGUACGGGAAAUGCCUGCGCACACAUUGCUGUAGUGGGAAAAGUACAGACAGUUCCAUCGGCUCAGGAAAAACCUCGGGGUCAAGGACACCUGGAAGAUAUUCCACAGGCUCCCAGAGCCGGAUCCGUAGGAUGUGGAAUGACACAGUUCGAAAGCAGUCCGAGUCUUCCUUUAUUACUGGAGAUAUAAACAGUUCAGCUUCACUCAACAGAGAGGGGCUUCUGAACAAUGCCAGGGAUACAAGUGUCACGGAUACUCUACCACUGAAUGGUAAUCACGGCAACAGCUACAGCAUCGCCAGCGGCGAGUACCUCAGCAACUGCGUGCAAAUCCUUGACCGUGGGUACAAUCACACGGAGAAUGCCCUCGAGAAAAAGAUCCUGAAGGAACUCACCUCCAACUACAUCCCUUCCUACCUGAACAACCAUGAGCGCUCCAGCGAGCAGAGCCGCAACUUGAUGAACAAACUCGUCAACAGCGUGGGCGGCGGGAGCGAGGACGAUGCCAUCGUGCUGGAUGACGCCACCUCCUUCACCCACGAGGAGAGCCUGGGCCUGGAGCUCAUCCACGAGGAGUCGGACGCCCCGCUGCUGCCUCCCCGGGUGUACUCGGCAGACAACCACCAGCCCCACCUCUACAGUCGGCGUCGCAUCCCGCAAGACAACAGCGAGAGCUUUUUCCCUUUGCUGACCAACGAGCACACGGACGACCUGCAGUCGCCCAACAGGGAUUCUCUCUACACCAGUAUGCCCGCCCUGGCUGGCAUGCCCAUGACGGAAAGCGUCACCGCCAGCACCCAGACCGAUCCUCCACCAGCGAAAAGCGGCGGUGGCGAUGCCGACGAUGUUUACUACAAAAGCAUGCCCAAUCUUGGCUCCAGGAACCACGUCCAUCAGCUACACACUUACUACCAGCUAGGUCGAGGCAGCAGCGACGGUUUUAUAGUCCCACCAAACAAAGAGGGAACCUCUCCGGACGGCAAUGCAAAAGGACCCGCUCACUUGGUCACUAGUCUAUAGAAGAUUCAGCAAAAAUUAAGCAAAGAGACAACUAAAAGCCUCUCCGUAACACUCGGUUUACUGUUCUGAGUUAAUCCAAACAGUGGUAAUAUUGUGUGUACUCCUAAAUCUUCAUGCUGUUCAAAAGGAAAUUCUCAGACUUUUUUUACUGGAAUUUUUAGGCCGGCCCGGAGAGGACAGUAACUGCUGUGCCCCCCUUAUCUUCCCAUCCUUCUUCCCUCCAGACAGACUUCAUUAUGUUAAUGAAAGAGAUAGAUAACGGCACACUUCGUGGCCUUCUCAAGUUAUGCCGUGUUUGUUUAAACAAUCCUUGAUGCUGUGUUGCUCUUAAGGACCUGAUUUAAGAGGGAAAAAAAAAAAAAAUAAAAGGCCAAAAAUGUGCAUUUGAAACUAAUAGCGAUGACGCAUCUAGGUGGGAGCGCUGCGUAAAACAAGCUAGCAAAACUCUUUCUUACCAAUCCAGAUCACACCAUGGGUUAUGGUCACUCACAGCUUGGUUUCACUGCAGCGCCCUUCGCUGCGGGAGCAAACAAAACGUAAACAAAUUUAAUGAGAUGGAAGGGAAUCCUAGAAUCCUGUGCUAAAGGCAUAUUUUACAUUUUGCUGUAUUAACGGAUGAUAAAAACUAAUGGCAGAAAAAGAGAAGCGAACAAUUUCUAUGUAAUGUACAGAUACUAGCAUUGCACAUAUAGUCUGCUUUCUGUUCCUCCAGAACUUGCGUCCCUGUUAAUGUAGUGGAAAAAAAAAUAAGAACUUUUUUCUGUUGUGCUGGUCUUGUAAGUUUGUCUACCAGUAGGAGCAAGGUUUUUCCAUAACUCUUUCCUUUUUUUUUUUUUUUUUUUAAAUUUUGUUUUGCCUUGUCCACUGCUCCUUCCCUCUGUCCCCUUCCCAUCCCAGUAAAAAAAACUCACUGGGCAAGGAAAAAAAACCCCCAAACAUCACUUUCUAAGGACCAUUUUUAGUAACACCAUCACCAUUUCUUUUCAGCCAAGGCAGUCUUUUAAUUUCCUCGCUGUAUAACCUUUUUCAGCCGGCAUGUUGCCAGCAGACCUUUUGGCAGACUAGAGCAGGGCAAACUUCCUCAUUGUCAGUGCACAACCCGAUCGUGACAAUAAUCCUGUGAAGCAUCUCUGGCCAACAGCCCCUCAGCCAGGCCCUCGGGUCGCAUCCAGGGACUGAGGAGAGGUUUUGUAGUUGUAGUGGGGGUUCUACAGGAGACUGCCAUUUCCCUGGAGGAGCAAAGGGCCUUCUCGGCUCAGUCUGAUCCCCGGUUUAGGCACUUGUACUGCAGUGGUUAAGAAGAAAAUAGAUUGACGCGUAGUGAGCUAAAAAGUACUUUGCGGUGAUUUUUAAUUAAAAAAAGGGAAAAAAAGUCCUCUGUUCAUUAUUUUUCCUAACAGGAAAUUUAUUUAUUUGACUGGAUUUUUAAGUAACAUAGGCUUUCUGGAGGUAAAUUAGCAGCACGGAGUAUGAAUUCUUUUUCCUCUUUUUUUUUUUUUUUUUUUUUUUAAUUUAUGAUCCAUUUUGUACGGUCUCAGCAGUUGAAUGACCUCAUUACUAAUAUUUGUUGUAAAAGUGAAGCUUGUUUGCCAACCAAUAAACAACUGAUCACGAUUUAGAAGAUAUUGUAUGUAUGUACUGUACAAUUAAUUUCUCUUUUUUUGUCGUUGUUGUUCCUCUCUCCAUUAAUGUCUUCAGUAUGAGUUUCUACUCCUUUACAGCAUGGGUGAGCAAUGCCGAAGAAAGGAGGCCUAAGCUGAGAAAUUUAAGCACAAAGGUUAUGCAGCUGUGGCUGACUAGAAAAAUCAGGCUGGUGGUACUUGUUUAGGGACAAGAACAACACUGGUUGACAUUUGUUGCAGGUGAUUCUAGGUCUGUUUUGUGCCUACUGUAUAAAGUAGCCGACGACACACGGAUGAUUUGAGUAUAGUGUUUCACGUGUCAUAUCUUUUAUUCAUUGUAAUUUUUUUUUUCUUUUAUUAAUUUUCUUCUUUUAUUUUUUUUAAUUUGGGUUUUCUGAGAUUAAAAACUGCUGGUAGCAUGUCAAAGAGUAAAACAAGUCCCCCUUAGGCCUUCUC
Molecule: messenger RNA, 7480 nt
Organism: Serinus canaria (Common canary)
Lineage: Eukaryota; Metazoa; Chordata; Aves; Passeriformes; Fringillidae
Gene: ADGRL3
Product: adhesion G protein-coupled receptor L3
Exons: 22
Coding region: 1065-5402 (1445 amino acids)
Biological process (GO): synapse assembly; brain development; adenylate cyclase-activating G protein-coupled receptor signaling pathway
Cellular component (GO): membrane; axon; cell-cell junction
Molecular function (GO): carbohydrate binding; G protein-coupled receptor activity
Source: RefSeq, a predicted model, not a curated record